UGUUAGCUUUCCGUAGGGGUGAACAAACAUGAGGCGUAUUACAUUUGUCCUAUUUCUGGUGGCAGUGGCCCGGGCUAUGCCAGCCCUGGACAAAGAUGCCAACGACCCCAGCUUAGUUAGCAGCGUUAUUGGCGUCGUCAAGGAGUGUGUUGAAGGGGAUGUGUCUUUGUGCCUUAAGGAGAAAGCUCUGAAGUAUGUGGAGAACCUGUCGUCCGCGCGGGAGAUGGAUCUAGCUGAGGGUGUCACACUGAUCGGCAAUGGAUCACCAAGGUCUGCUAGGUCAUACGAGCCAUUGGCUGACGAGCCAAAAAUCAGAGAAGCGCAGGUUGAGUCCAGGCUUGUUGACUCGGCAGCGGAUUUCUUGGAGAACCAUGUCAUUCAGUUCCGACUACCCUCAUCAGCUGUCGAAGGCAUGAAGCGUUCACUUGAAGAAGCUCGUGGCAAGAAGAAGAAGAUCAAGCAGCUCCUCCCUCUUUUGGCCAUUGCUAAGCUGAAGAUUAUGGCUUUGAUCCCUCUAUUCCUCGGUAUUAUUGCUUUUGCCGCUGCCAAGGCUGUCCUCUUAGCUAAGGUCGCUCUUCUGGUUGCUGGUAUUCUUGCUCUGAAGAAGCUCCUCGCUAGCAAGCAUCACGAAACCAGCUACGAAGUGGUCGCUCACCCACACCACGAAGAGCAUUACGCCAGCAGUGGUCACGGCUGGGGAAGAUCAAUUGACGAUAGCCAAAACUUGGCUUAUGCCGCACACGUUAAAUCAGAUUAA
Molecule: messenger RNA, 757 nt
Organism: Melitaea cinxia (Glanville fritillary)
Lineage: Eukaryota; Metazoa; Arthropoda; Insecta; Lepidoptera; Nymphalidae
Gene: Osi9
Exons: 3
Coding region: 29-757 (242 amino acids)
Source: RefSeq, a predicted model, not a curated record